GUUGAGUGGUUGCCAGGCAUCAGUGGAGCGGAGCGGAGCGUGAUCUAUGGGAUGCUUUUCCUGCUUUGCUUCCCUUCAGUGAGAUGAGGAAGGUGUUUCACCACGCUGAUCUCUCGGCCUGUCAGUGCACCUGAUGGCUUUCCCUCCUCUCAAGAGCAGAAUGUCAGCACCAGAAAUAUGGAUUUACUUUUGCAAAGGCCGUGAAAAAAUGAUGCUGAUAUGUUGGCUGGAGCCGAGAAGGUCUGGAGGAAGCUGAAAGAGGCCCUACCCUAUCUGGAGCGCCUGCAGUUGGAGCAGAAGUGGACUGAGUUGUUGAGUGUGGGCCAGGCCCUGGUGGAUGGACACUCAGGUGCUGUCCCAGACACCAACGUCUACCUGCUGCAGCUGCUGGACCUGCUGCUGGACGCCUGCAUCAGUCUGGGCCAGUACGACACGGCCCUGCAGUUUGGCACCAGGACCCUCCAGCCAUACAGACUCUACUACACUGACCCCCACCCAGCGUGCGGCGUCCAGCUGAUGAGGUUGGGGAAACUACAACACCUCCUGGGCAGAGUGGAGGAGGCACUGCAGUCCUUCCGACAGGCCUAUGAUAUUCUGAAGGUGACCCACGGGACAGAGCACACGCUGACUAAUGAACUGCAGGAGAAGCUGCUGGAAUGCCAGGCGGAUCUCAGCCGUGACUGAGCCAGAAGUGACCCGACAUGUUGACUCCUGAGAGCAGUGGGCAGAAACAGUGCUGUUCUGUGUGGUGGACAGAACUCCCUCCCUCGCCAGGGACCUCCAGCACACUUACCGCCGUGGAACGCACUAAGCCCACAAAAUACUCUUGUAUACCUGUAGUUCUGUAGUCAGUACUAUAAUUGGUUAUUAAUCACACCGAUAUGAAAGCCUACACAAUACUGUAUCUCUUGUAUACCUGUAGUUCUAAUAGUCAGUACUAUAAUUGGUUAUUAAUCACGCCGAUAUGAAAGCCUACACAAUA
This is a messenger RNA of Alosa alosa (allis shad), 982 nucleotides long. Its product is annotated as histone-lysine N-methyltransferase SMYD3-like. The coding region runs from base 220 to 684 and encodes 154 amino acids. Lineage: Eukaryota; Metazoa; Chordata; Actinopteri; Clupeiformes; Clupeidae. Gene Ontology annotation, molecular function: protein binding. The transcript has 5 exons. The record is from RefSeq and is a predicted model, not a curated record.